Messenger RNA from Purpureocillium takamizusanense, 918 nucleotides. RefSeq lists its product as uncharacterized. Bases 1 to 918 code for a protein of 305 amino acids. The transcript has 2 exons. The record is from RefSeq and is a predicted model, not a curated record. NCBI's taxonomy places the organism in Eukaryota, Fungi, Ascomycota, Sordariomycetes, Hypocreales, Ophiocordycipitaceae.
AUGUUUGCUGCGGAACACUGCAUGAUGGAUGCCUUGGACGCUGGCAGGAAGCGUCUACGGGAUGACGACGACGCCAACACCACCGCGACAGGUUUCUCCGAGCAUCGCAACAAACGUCUUCAAGCGUUACCUCUUCGCACAUCUCCCACAUCCAGUCAUCAGUGGCCCCCUUCAACCGGCAUCACACCACUCAAUGCUGGCGCGAGCGAGGGCAUUCCACAACCACAUCUCGCUCCUCGAUCGCCGCCGCCAUCGACAAUCGAUUCGCAAGCGCACGAUGUCGACAUGGAGAUGGCCGAUUGUGGGUCGCCUACGCCGAACCACGCGCGUGUCAGCCAUGGGGCCCUCGAUCUUCUCGAUCGAAACGUCAAUCGAAUGCCGACACCCAUUCAACCAAGUUUCAUCGCUCAAGUUAGAAGCCAGCAAAGCGAAUGGGCUGCGUCUGGUGCAGCUAUGAAUGGUGUGGUGAAUAUGGGGCACCAUCAGACCGGCUUCUCUGAUUGCCAGAGCAUCCCUCGUGCGAUGGCUGGUGAAGGGGAUUGGGGCGCGGUACCUCUAAACAGGCGCCUUCCUUCGCCUAUAUCAGAGGCAGGGGAUUUUUCACAGAGCCAAGUUGCCACGUCAAUGGCAGUCGAUGACGAGAGCCCGACCAGAGCAGCGUCGUCUGUCCCCGCGCGGACAUCACCCUUACACGCCAUGAACCAUCCCAACGCCAUGGAUAUGGAAUCCCACCAUUGUGAAGGAGACGCAGCCUCGCCUUCGCCUGGCCGCAAAGGUCAUGUGCGAAGUAAACACACUAUCAACUCUUGGACGUGGCAGCCAGGCAUGAAGAAAAGCUUCAGUAUAGGAUACCGGUCCGACUGCGAAAAGUGCAGGCUCAAGGUCCCAGGCCACUUCAACCAUAUUGUCAUCUCCUAG